Molecule: messenger RNA, 524 nt
Organism: Rhagoletis pomonella (apple maggot)
Lineage: Eukaryota; Metazoa; Arthropoda; Insecta; Diptera; Tephritidae
Product: putative nuclease HARBI1
Exons: 2
Coding region: 5-520 (171 amino acids)
Source: RefSeq, a predicted model, not a curated record
UGACAUGGAUUUAAGAAUACUUGACUGUGAUGCUCAUUUCGGCGGAACUGCUCACGAUGCAUCAGUUUGGAGAGCAAGUGCUUUGAAGGUUUUUCUUGACAAUAUGUACUCCAAUGGAGAACGAAAUUUUUGGCUUUUAGGCGACAGUGGAUAUCCUCAAUUACCUUAUUUAAUGACUCCUAUUCCGGGAAACAAUCUCUCAGAUUCUGAACAUAAUUACAACAGACAUCACCGGAAAGCAAGAAACUGUGUAGAACGCUGCUUUGGAGUGCUGAAAUCUAGAUUUCGAUGCCUGUCAAAAUAUAGAGUGCUUAUGUAUGACCCAGUUUUAGCCGGUAAAAUUAUAAAUGCUUGUAUAAUUUUGCACAAUAUCAUGAUAUUAAAUAAUAUAAGGUAUGAAAUUGAGGAUGAUGAUAACAUAAGUUUUGAUGAAGAGUUUAAUUUAGUUGAUGAAAUAACUAGUACUCAUCAUGGUAUUGCUGCAAGACAACAAAUUGUAAAUAACUAUUUUAAUUACUGAGAUU